Molecule: messenger RNA, 2501 nt
Organism: Plodia interpunctella (Indianmeal moth)
Lineage: Eukaryota; Metazoa; Arthropoda; Insecta; Lepidoptera; Pyralidae
Gene: Chmp1
Product: Charged multivesicular body protein 1
Exons: 4
Coding region: 165-776 (203 amino acids)
Biological process (GO): late endosome to vacuole transport; endosome transport via multivesicular body sorting pathway; protein transport
Cellular component (GO): multivesicular body; ESCRT III complex
Source: RefSeq, a predicted model, not a curated record
AUUGUUUUCAUGAUAUGAGAGUUUGUGUGACUCAUCUCGAUUUACUCAAAAUCUUGUAUAAUAAAAUCGUUUUUUGUAUCUUCAAAGAGCCUUGUUAGUAUAAAGGGCAGGUCUUGCACUUUUUUUCUACAAGUUUUAUAAAAGCCGUCAAACUGGGGAACGAAAUGUCUUCGUCUGCAAUGGAAAAACAUCUUUUUAAUUUAAAAUUUGCUGUAAAAGAGUUGGAGAGGAACUCAAAGAAAUGUGAGAAAGAGGAGAAGCUAGAGAAGGAGAAGGCAAAGAAAGCAAUACAGAAAGGCAACAUGGAGGGCGCCCGGAUACAUGCUGAAAAUGCUAUAAGGCAGAAGAAUCAGGCUCUGAAUUACUUGAGGAUGUCAGCCAGAGUGGAUGCCGUAUCCAGUAGAGUUCAAACAGCACUCACUACCAGAAAAGUCACAAACUCGAUGGCGGGCGUAGUAAAAGCUAUGGACGCAGCUAUGAAAUCCAUGAACCUUGAGAAGAUAUCAGGCCUGAUGGACAAAUUCGAGAGCCAGUUUGAAGAUCUCGACGUGCAGUCGUCGUACAUGGAGAAUGCGAUGUCGCAGACAACGACUACAACCGUGCCUCAAGGGGAUGUUGAGAAGUUGCUGCAACAAGUUGCUGAUGAAGCUGGAUUGGAAUUGAACAUGGAGCUCCCGUCGGGAGUGCCGAGCUCGUCCGUGGGCGCCGCGACCGCCGCCUCGCAGGAGCAGGACGAGCUCACGCAGCGGCUGGCGCGGCUGCGGCAGGCUGAGUAGUCCACUCUACGUGUGUAUAUCAUUUGUAAACUUCGAUAACUUGUACCAUAGAUAAAACAAUGUUUGGCCUGGUUUGUAACCUGGUCUAUCCGGAGUUUCGACCGCCUUUUACUGAUUUGUACGAAUUGUAAGUUCAAUCGAGUUGUUCCAGGAGGUAGAAAAUAUUGCGUGACAUCAGAUAUGGGUGUGCUCUCAGUAUUUUCCUUUUUUUAUUUUGUAAUCUUCCCAAAAAUCCAACCCAAGAUGGGUUUACGACCGUCUUUUUGGGAGGAAACUGGUGAGGUUAGUGAAAGUGUUAAUACUUAAAUUUUAUAAAAAGAAACACACCUCCCUGCCGCGUCUGCCUGUCUGUAUGAACGCGAUAACUUCAAAAACUACUGACGAAUUUUUAUACGGUUUUCACCAAUAGUUAAGUGUGAUGAAAGUUUAGGUGCACCUUUUGUUAUAGUUUUACCCGAAUGAAGCCGGGACGGGCCGCUAGUAUAGCAUAUUUUAUAAUAGGGUGAUUCGUAGAGUGUUUUGACCGCAGCGGUCGCGCUGUCAUCGCAAUUUUUCAAAUUUUAACAAAGACAAGAAUGAGUUUUGCUAUAUGACUUUAGAUUAAUUACUCUGCACUGUAGUAAUGUCUAUUUUAUGAAUGAUUGAUUUUGGAAAUGAUUUCUUCCUCAAGAAAAUUGACGGAUUGUAAUGAAACGCUCUGCGAACCACCCAAUAUCCUUUACAAUACUAAUAUCUACAUUCAAUGGUCAAUGUUUAUUUAUUAUAUUGAACAUUUAUGUUUAGAUAAAAUAUAGUUAAAAUGUCAUAAUUACUUUUAUUUUCUAUUAUAAAUGUGGCUUGAAGCUUGAUAUAAUGUAAUAAUGCUUUGAUGAAAGCGUUUCGACCGCUGCGGUUUUCGAAAGAAUUCGUUUUAUAAGAAUAUAUAUAUAUAUAGCAAAACGAAUUCUUCUUUGUUGAAAUUUGAAAAAUUGUGAUGACAGCGCGGUCGUGGCUGUCGAAACGCUCUUAGAAACACCAAUAAUGUAACUGGAUUAUAAUAAUAUCAUCAUAACAUUAUAUUCAUCCCAAUUUGUUUGUAAAAAUAUCGAUAAGUAUGUAUUUUCUUUGAAAUGUUUAACUUUAAAAUAAGAAUCUUCAAAUUUAUUAUGUCGUGUCUCCUUUUUUAAACUGUGUGACGUGUCAAAAUUGUGUGCCGUUUUUAAGUACCUAAAAGAAAUUCGUUGUAUACUUAUGUAAAAAGAAUUUUGUUUGGAAGGAAUGUAUUAAUUUUUAUUUUGUGAUAUUUUUAUAAAAUACAAUGCAAAAUACAUAACUAUGUGAACUGAUUAAAUUAUAUAUGCUUUUCUAUUAUUUAUUAGUUAGAAAAGUACCCUAUGUCACUCUCCAACCUUCCAACUAUUUCCAUACAAAUAACCACAUUGCUCAUAGUUUCUAAUGAAUGAAUGAAAUUUGACUUUAAUAUUUUGUGAAAUUAUUUGAACUUUAAUAUUUAUAAUAAUGGAUGUUUUAUUGGUGGCUUUGAAAACAAAAAUAAACCUAUCCCUUUCAGUAGGAAACCGACAAGGCAUGAGAAUUGUGAAAAAAAUAUUUUAUUUUAAUAUUGCAUUCCGAUCACAAAAUGUAAAGAAAGCUACGUGUUAUCUAUACUGAUUGUUAAGUAUUUGUUAUGUAAUUAACGUUUAAGAUUUAAGCAGGAUAAUAUUAAUAUAAUGGCUAUUUUUGAAA